GUCACGGGACUUUCGUGUCGACAAGAGAGAUCCAAACGUGGGUUUGCUCUCUUCUACAAAAACUACAGUUCUAGCUUCAAAGAUGACAGUCCCGAAUGCGUUAGUUUGUGUGUUAAUGAUCCAAACUGCAUGAGUUUGAAUUACUGGCUAAACUCGAAGCAGUGCGAACUUAACACUCACUCGCGAGAAACUUGCCCAGCCUGUUUUAUGCAAGCAUCUUCCAUCUACAUGGGAAUGGCUAGAUAUCCAGGUAAGGCUGAAGAUUAGUAUGUACUUUGAAGACAGAGCUGAUUGCAUUCAUGUGGGCAAUAAUUGAUAGGGACUAAGCUUACGGUAGGUGCUGUCAAAACGAUCACCCUAAGCAACCAGAAAAUAUCAACCUUUUCAUCACUACUGAAUUUAAAAACGAACAUAAAAGGUCACCAAGUGAAAGAAUCAAAUUUGAAUAUACUUUUACUGACAGGUGUUAACUAUGCGUAACUGCUCAAGUUUCUUUUAGAGCGAGAACAAUCUGAAAAUGCAUGAUUUGUCCUUUCCUCGAGGAACUAGAGAGGGCACAUUUUUGUUCUGCUGCCCCAAGUUGUACCCUAAAUAGACUGCAAAGCAGCUUUACUUUGGUGUUACGCAAGCUCUUGUCGAACGAAAGAACUGAAGCGAGAGUGAAACAAAGCCUAAGCUCCGGCCUUGCGAAUAGACCUUGUAACGGUUUUCAACGCCAUCUUGACGAGUAGGCAAACGCGUGAGAAAUUACAGUGUUUGUAAGAGAAUCUAAUGUCGAAUAACUUCCGUAGAACGGCUGUCUUUUCAGUAGAAUCCUCAGGAGUGAAGCUUUGGUUUACAAAUCAUAUUUGUAUAGGUAAUAGCACGAUUUGUAGUGAUAUUUGGCAUAAAUACCACGAGCGAUAUUUCGAAAUUGUUAUACGUAAUUUCACGAGCCGCUAAGCGAGUGAAAUUUGAGACAAUUUUGAAAUAUCACGAAUGGUAUUUAUGCCAAAUAUCACCUACAAAUCAUGCUAUUAUUUGUUUAUACUACUACCCACAAAAGGGUUGUAAUUUUCACAUGUAGGUAUUUCAUAUUAAGCUGAAAUACUACUGCUCUAAGCCAAAUUUCUCAUGUAGUAGUAUAAUAGACCAAUUCAGCUAACUCAAUGUUGUACCCAAUUCAAAUCUCCCGGGGAUAAGAUUCUUUGUGUAUUGUAUUUGCAUUACAAUGUGGCUUUCACAUUUAAAUGAUAUGGAAAUUCCUGAAACAAAAUAUUUUAUUCCCAAAGGGUUUGAAUUGGGUACAACAUUGAGUUAGCCGAAUAGGUCUAUUUUCAGAACAGCCGUUCUACGGAAAUUAUUCGAAAUUAGAUUCUCAUACAAACACUGCAAUUUCUCACGCGUUUGCCCACUCGUCAAAAUGGCGUCGAAAACCGUGACAAGGCCCAUUUGAACCGGAUUUUGACUUUGGAGAAAAAAAAAACGGUUUUCAGUCCCAAUUUCCAAAUUGAAGAGGGUUGAAACCAUUAAUCUUAGUAAACAUCCUGAAAUGACAAACGUCGCAAAUAUUGAAUUUUUUAAAAUAAAUAUAUUUUCCGAAGAUGAAUGAAAUGACAGAAUUUUUCCUCUUAAUUUUAUAAACUAUUUGAUGAUAAUGCUAAUGAAAACAUCGAGACGCCAGAUUAAAAUUUUUAAGCUGUUAAAUACUUUAAAACCUCUUAGGAAACCGAGCCGUCAAAAUGAUGAAUGUUAUUGGUCCGUUUGCAAAAAACAAAAAAACCGAGAAUCUUUUGUUUUCAGAAACAUUGUAAUUUGCAAUCUUCUUCCAAGUGUCCAGGUUUGACUAUUAACACUGUAAUGAAAGAGGGAGCGAAAGGAAAGAAAAAACCAAGCGUCUUUCCUUCAUAUUUAUAUAUAUUUCCUUCCCAUUACUCGCUUUGUGGUCUUCUUCAUCAUACUCCAUUAGCGAUUCUCUGUUCAGCUUGGGGAAUGGAUGCUAAUGUACAAUUUUUUUGUCAAUCAUUCAGCAGGAUUUUCAAGAGUGAUCUUUCCAAAGUCAUGCGCAGAUUUCAAGAAUUCUAACCCAAAAGCUUUGAGCGGUAGAUAUGUAAUCGACCCAGACGGUGAGAAGGCUCUGUCUCCAUUUACAGUUUACUGUGACAUGACCGACGAGAAUGGUGUUGGCGUGACAAUCAUCAGUCACGACAGUGAAAACAGGACAUUGGUGAAUGAUUAUGAAGAUCCGGGCAGCUACUCACGUGACAUCCAUUACACAGGAGCGAGUCUGUCUCAGCUGGCGAGUCUCACUAAUGUCUCAUCUUACUGUGAGCAGUUUAUCAAGUAUGAGUGUCGCCAUUCUUUGAUGCUAAAAGAAUCAACUGCUUGGUGGGUGUCACGUGAUUCCACUAACAUGACCUACUGGGGCGGAGCUAAGCCAGGAAGUAAUGAGUGCGCAUGCGGGGCGAACCAGACAUGUGCAGAUCCAAAAUAUGGCUGUAACUGCGAUAAAAAUGACUAUGUAUGGCGUGAAGACAGCGGUCUCCUCACUGACAAAACAUAUCUACCGGUUAAACAGCUGAGGUUUGGUGAUACUGGAGGUCAGGGAGAAGAAGGGUAUCAUACCUUGGGCAAGUUUAAGUGUUGUUGA
Molecule: messenger RNA, 2629 nt
Organism: Porites lobata
Lineage: Eukaryota; Metazoa; Cnidaria; Anthozoa; Scleractinia; Poritidae
Source: the annotation of a GenBank genome assembly